Molecule: messenger RNA, 4180 nt
Organism: Onychostoma macrolepis
Lineage: Eukaryota; Metazoa; Chordata; Actinopteri; Cypriniformes; Cyprinidae
Gene: polk
Product: polymerase (DNA directed) kappa
Exons: 14
Coding region: 720-3431 (903 amino acids)
Biological process (GO): error-prone translesion synthesis
Cellular component (GO): nucleus
Molecular function (GO): DNA-directed DNA polymerase activity; damaged DNA binding
Source: RefSeq, a predicted model, not a curated record
CUAUAAAGCCAUUGUAAUUAAUAGCUAUUGUGUACAUUUAUAAAAUUUAAAACACAUGUCAUAACAACCAUCAUUAUGUAAGAAAGUCUUGUCAGAAAGCAUGCUAGUUAGAUAUAGACUUGUGACAACUUCUCCGUGUUUUAAAAAUCAAGUGAUGUGCUUGUGAUUUGGGUAUUAAGUUAACUUGACUUGACUUAACUUAAGUUUACUUCUAAAUUGCAACUUGAAAACAAAUCAUACAAUCUCCUAAAGUCCAUUUAUAUUGAAACCCCCAAUAAUGGUUGCUCAUACUAUGUUCAUAUUCCAGUGCAGCAGGUGGCGAUAUAGACGUUCAUUCCGGAUAUGUUCCUCUUCAAGAACAAGACGUUCGAAUACGGUGUCGACGGUAUAUUAUUCUAGUUUUUUAGUUUACAACAUUGUACAUUCUUGCCUUGUGAAUGCGUCUUUAACUAUAUAUCAAUGAGACAGGCAAGUAACUCAGUUAAUACCAAAUUCUUUAAAAAAAAAAUAGCGAUAUCUGUUUAUUCUAUAUUCAUCCAACCAAAAAGCACGGGGGGGGGAAUCGUUAUUUUGCCUGUUGUCAGAAUAACUUCAGACGUUUAGCCUCCAUGACAGUCGAUUAACGUUACUGGGUUAUAGGUUUUACUUCGGCUCCAUCCAUAAAGAUGAAUUAAAGCAGCCAAAGUAACUCGGGUGAAAGUGAAAGUAUUAUACAGAAGAUGGAGAAUCAUCAUCAGGGUGCUGCUCACAGCAGCUCUGGAGCUGAUCUUCUCUCCAGGAUCGCUCUCAAUGAUAACAAGGCUGGCAUGGAGGGGCUGGACAGAGACAAGAUCAACAAGAUCAUUCUGGAAACCUCCAAGGGAUCUAAAUUUUAUGAGAAUGAACUGAAGAAGGAGCAGCAGGUGAAUCAGCGCAUUGAAAAGAUGAUGGAGCAAAAAGCAAGAACCACGAAAGAACAACUGAAGCAAGCACAAGCAGAGGUGGACAAACUGAUGUGUGAACUGGAGAGGAGUCGAGAGCUGGGCCGUGUGAUAGUUCAUGUAGACAUGGACGCGUUCUAUGCUGCUGUAGAAAUGAGAGACUGCCCAGAGCUGAAGGACAAACCAAUGGCAGUGGGAUCCAUGAGCAUGCUGUCAACCUCCAAUUACCAUGCUAGGAGGUUUGGUGUCCGUGCUGCCAUGCCAGGGUUCAUUGCUAAGAAGCUCUGUCCAAAUCUUGUCAUUGUGCCGACUAACUUUGACAAAUACAGAGCAGUGAGUGCCCAGGUACGGGAGAUAUUUUCAGAAUACGACCCUCAUUUCAUGCCUAUGAGUCUAGACGAGGCUUAUCUGGAUAUCACUGAGCACCUGGAGCAGCGGCAGCACUGGCCAGAGACCAUGCGAACAUAUUACAUCUGUGAUGCCAAAACAGAGAAUAAUGCAGACAGGUCUGAAUCAGAGAGAGAUGAACUGUCUCCUGUGCUGUUUGAGGACAGUCCCAGCUCCUCACCCUCUCUCUCUGGGGCUGAUAGGAAAGCAGAGGUGUUUGGGAUGAGUGCAGAGGAGGCUGUGAGGGAGAUGCGCUUCCGUAUUCAGCAGAAAACAUCUCUUACUGCCAGUGCAGGCAUUGCCCCAAACAUGAUGCUUGCAAAAGUAUGCAGUGAUAAGAACAAGCCUAAUGGCCAGUACCGAAUUCCUCCUGAGAGACAAGUUGUGAUGGAGUUUAUGAAGGAUCUUCCUGUCAGAAAGGUGUCUGGUGUUGGAAAGGUUACUGAGAAGAUGCUGGCUGCUUUGGGUAUUGUCAACUGUGACCAACUGGGCCAGCAGAUGGCGCUACUAUCCCUGCUUUUUUCUGUAUCCUCCUGGCAUAAUUUCCUUCACAUAUCUUUGGGUUUGGGCUCCACAUGUAUUGAGAGGGACUCGGAAAGAAAAAGCAUGAGCACUGAGAGGACAUUUGGGGAGAUGAAUGAUGCAGAGGAGCAGUAUUCCCUGUGCAGAGAUCUCUGUCAUGACUUGGCACAGGACCUUCAGCGGGAGGGCCUCAAGGGCAAAACUGUUACUUUGAAGCUGAAGAAUGUCAAAUUUGAGGUGAAGACCAGAGCGUUUACACUGCAGUACGCUGUCUGCACUGAGGAGGAGAUCUUUGCUGCUGCUAAGGACCUUCUCAAAUUUGAGAUUGACUGUGUCAGUCCUCAGCCACUAAAGCUGAGACUCAUGGGUGUUCGAAUGUCCGGCUUUAUCAGCGCUGAAGAUAAAAAGCCUCUUCAGAGGAGUAUAAUGGGAUUCCUGCAGAAAGGUGGAUCUGAUUCAGGCAGUUUCACGCAGUGCGCUGGAUCUGUGCUCAAAGCAGAAGAAGACAGUGAUGCUGCCGGUUUCCUAAAGCCACAGUCCACUGAGAUGAAAGAACCUUCUGUGUCUGAGCAAAAGCCCAAAUCUGGAGGACCUCAGCAGCAAUCGUUUUUUCAAAGAGCACAGUUGAAAAGACUUCAGCAGCAGCAGGAACAAAUGUCUAUCGUCGCUGCUACAGACACAACAAACUAUAGUGCUGACUCAGCUGCUGCUACACAGACAGAUCUACCAACAACAAACAAUCAGUCAGACACAACAUCAGCAAAAAGUUUGUCAAAUACAGACUCGGGGACAGACGCAACAAGCUACAUGAACAAACCUGCAGUUUUAAAGCCAUCAUUUAAAAUCUCAACCCAGGUGCUACAGUUUCUCACCUGUCCUGUGUGCAACGCAGAGAUGAAGGAUGUAAACCUUACAGCCUUCAACAACCAUAUUGAUGAAUGUCUGAAGGGCAGUGCAGUGGAUAAUGAACCCAUACAUUUGGAUGCGCCUAAGGAACAGGAAGAGCUCAAUAGCAAACCACCUGCAUCGAGUUCAGAAAGCAAGACUCGAAAAUCCUCAAGCCACAAUCCAUCCUGUAAUGAAGAGAAGCCAUCCACUAGCAUCUCCGUGCCACUCGCGGAAACUGAUGACGACAGUGAUUUCAAGACUCCAUUUUUUAGUCACAGGACAAAAAUAAAUGGAAAGCGUUCUGUUAUUUCUAAAAAGAAGAUGUCUAGUUCUGAAGCAUCACAAACAACGCACAAACUUGAGGCUGUCACAGAGAUGUCAUCUGACUCGAAAGGCUCGUCUUUGACGUGUCCCGUGUGCAGUCAGCCGCAAAGCACUGAUGACCUCGCUCUCUUCAACCGGCAUGUGGAUAUGUGUCUCAACCAGGAAGUUCUGCUGGAGUUUAGAGAAUCUCAUCCUCCUGUGGGUGAUUCAGAUGAACCAGCUCUCAAGAACGUACGAGGCCAACUGGGGGACCAGGGAAGAGUUUCUAAAGUGAGAGAAAAAAGCAAAAGGCAGGGAUCAUCUCUUCCUCCCUCAAAGAAAAUCAAAGUGUUGAGCACAAAACAAACAAUCGACAAGUUCUUCAAAAGCAGUGCCAGACAGAAAGUCUAAUUCUUUUACAAAUCCAGAGAGAUAAGCAUAUCGUUUAAUUUAUGAAGAAGAGACUUUAUAAUCCAUGAGGAUUUUGCUGGAUUCACUUGAGGGAAUAUGUUGAUGGAAGAAGUAAGAAGAUUAAUGUGUGGUGACGAAAAUCAGGUGUUUAAUAAGAGAUGUUUCAGAUCAUAUACUCUUGACACAAAGCUGAAAAUCUGGCUUGGGUAUAUAUUUUUAUGUAUUUAUUGAAAUGUGUAUUUGUGUGGUGGAAAAAUGCUUCAUAUUGUGCUUCAAAUUUAUACUUUUGGACUUGCCUCUUUCAGUAUUUAUGCAGAUCAUUGUUGUUACAUGUGCAUUUAUAUAUGAGUGAAGGAAAUAUUUUUAAAUUAUUUUAUUCUGUGUAUAAAUAAAAAGUAGCAUUUAAUUUUGUAUGGACAUUGUAAAGCACUUUAUAAACCAUGACAUAAGGCUUUCCAUCUAAAUAAUAAAUAAAUACAAGUAUCAUAAUUGAUAUAUUUUUAAAAUUCUGCAUAUACGGUAUAUAUCUAAUUUGCACCAAAAAUAAAUGUGAACAAAAACAUUGCUCUCUUAAUCUCAUUUAAUGCUGCUUUGUUUCGAUAUGGAACUAUAUCCGGUUGUUUUUCUUUGAUUGGAAACAAUUUAAACAGCUUUACUCUUGUUGAUGUUAUUUAUAUCAUUGUAUAUCUUCCAUUCAAAUGUUCAGUAAGAAUUAUUAAAUGUUUUUGAAAGUACUUUAUGUCCACCAA